This is a messenger RNA of Humulus lupulus (European hop), 963 nucleotides long. RefSeq lists its product as uncharacterized. Lineage: Eukaryota; Viridiplantae; Streptophyta; Magnoliopsida; Rosales; Cannabaceae. The record is from RefSeq and is a predicted model, not a curated record. The transcript is spliced from 3 exons. Bases 1 to 963 code for a protein of 320 amino acids.
AUGGCAUCCGAAGACAUGUUCGAUAUGUAUAGUGCACCCGAAGCUCCUACGAGCAGGCGGCAUCACGGGGAAUGCAGCAAAGCCCCUCCGGCCAAGAAAACCCGCACUGCGGACCCUUCAAUAGACGGACCUUCAACAAAUGCAGCACCACCUCAUUCUCCUCUCGAGCAACAGAAUCCUCCUGUACCAGUCGGGCCGACCCCUUCCCCACCGGCUCCUGCUGACCAGACUCAGCCAGCUGCCCCUGCUCCAACAGGGGGCGACAUAUCGAGCCGUGCCCUAAGAUCGGCCAAGGACAGGAUGGCAAAGAUCUUGAGGCCCGAGCAUUGCCGAGAAGCCAUGGCUGGGACAGACGAUGGACGUCGACCAGAUAUUAACCCGUGCACUAAACGAGCUCGCAAGUCCAAUGCUGACUGUUACUGCCGGCCGGCUCCGCUCGGGAGUUAUCACCGAGAAAUCCAAGGCGUCCGAGCAACGAAGACAAACGCAACAUUGCUCGAUGAGAAAAAUAAGCUGGCUGAGGAGCUGAGGAAGAAGCAGACUGCCCUGGACAAAGCCGUCGAAUCAAGGGACCAGUAUAAGGAGUCUAACCUUAUCAAUUACUGCGAGUCCAAAAAGCUUGAGGCAGACUUGAUUGCGAGCAGGCAAGAGGCCGACAAGUUGGAGGCUCGGGCCGACGAACUUGAGAAAGCCAAUGCCAGCAAUCUUGAGAGGUACAAGGGCACCACGACUAAGUGUUUCUAUGAAUUUUUGAAACACAAUCAAGGAGCCGGCUUCAGCUAUCUUCCCAAGCGCAUGAGGCACACUGAGAUAGCCCGAUGCGUUGCACGUUUUGCGGAAGAAGAAAAAGUGAAGAUCCCAGCCUUGCCCGAAAUCUCCUUGGCCACCGGUGUUGAAGGUGUGGACGAUGAAGCUGCUGAUGCAGUCAACCAAGAAAAUCCACAAGACCCUCCUGCCUUAUAA